AUGACUGACAGAAGUCAUCGCAUCGCAGGCAGCUGUGCUGAUGACUUCAAGAAAGAAGAAUAUGAAGAGGAGUGGCAGCUCGAAGACGGGACGGGUGGCUUCGGCACCCUGGACGUGAAGGUACCGAAGGAAGAACCUGACUCACUCCACGGCCCUGGAUUCGUCAAAGACGAGAAGGUGUCAACGCCUGCCAAGCGCAAGAAGGCGGCGCCGGAGCAAAACGUCGGUUUGAGCUUCGAGGACCUGUUCCCGAAGGAAGCCGUUCGCCAGUUCUGUGAUCGUUACAAGGCUGGUAGGUCUACCAAAGAGGAUUUCUUCUACCGGCACGAGCACACUGAUGAAGGAGUCGUAGCAACCUUGGUCAUGCCACUGCUGAAGAAUCGUGAGUUCCGUGGUUAUGAAGCUGCAGACACAAAGGAAGCGGAACGCUCGGCGGCAGAAGCUUUUACUGCAGACGGGGAAGUGCUCGAAAUUGCUGAGCGACUGCCCCCACCCUUUUCCCACUUCAAGAAACGCGCCAAGAACAGUCGGAGAAAGCAAGAUGAGAUGAUGGCGCAGGGUUUGACUGGUGGGAAGAACAUGGUCCUACAGAUGGCUCAUGAUCGGUACAUGGGCUUGCGAGAGCAAGGUGCAAGGACUGCCGUUUGGGACGGUAAUGCUUGA
Messenger RNA from Symbiodinium sp. CCMP2592, 663 nucleotides. The record is from the annotation of a GenBank genome assembly. Lineage: Eukaryota; Dinophyceae; Suessiales; Symbiodiniaceae.